AUGCAUCCUCAAACCUCCCAGAAGACCAGCUCCACCGGAUCUGGCCAGGCAUCAAAUUAUCAGUCGGGCCAAUUCCAUCCGCAAGACCCUCGUACGCCCUAUGGGUCUGGCUAUUCCCAAGCCACGAACGUCUCCACUCGCGAUAAUGCUUGUGGUCGCGAGGCCAAUGGCCCGGCCUUGUCGCAUCUUUUCGGGGGCCUGAAUCUUCAGAAUUCUCGUCCAAAGCUCGGUGCUCCCAAAGGGACUGCGCCAGUUGCGAUGAACACAAACCUCGACUGGUCGGCGAACAACCGUACCUCGUAUAACAGCCCUUUCAUCCUGGUUCCCAAUUCCACUCUUUUCAACGGUCUCCCCCAGGUUUCUUCCUUCGCUCCAAACUCGGUGCCAGGCCACACAGACCAAUUGGGCCAGUUUCCCUACCUCUCAACGGGUGUUUACCCGAACAUCAAUCCCGUGGUUCCCACGACGUACCCUUCCUGGCCGUAUAUCGUGAACUACGAUUUGCAGGACGUGAACAAGCAAAAUGGAUGGAAUACCGCUGAUGGGCAGAAGGGACCUCAAUCGGAAAACACUGGAAACAUUCAGUACCUCCCAACCACUUUUAUUCCUAGCUUGGAUGGUUCUGCUAUGUCAACUUACCCCUACGGCAGUGUCUUCCCCCAGCUUGGAUCGCUUUCCCUUCCCUUUCAAAUGAUGAAGACUACCAAUGGCUAUGUUGUUCAGGAUUUGGAGGCACUGACCCAGCAAGAUCCUCCCAUUCCACGUGCAGUGCCAGCCAUGUGGACGAACCCAUCCGAGCUGACCCUCGCAAAGUGUCUGGAGAACCGUGAAGGGAUCACCAAUGUUUACAUCCGAGGAUUUCUUCCAGAAACUUCCGAUGAAAUGCUGAAUGCAUAUGCAGCUCGCUUCGGCAAGAUCGAGCGCUGCAAGGCGAUUGUUGAUCUGGACACGGGCCUCUGCAAAGGGUUCGGAUUUGUUCAAUACUACAACUUUGAGUCUUGUGAGAAUUGCAUUCGCGGGUUUUUCUACCUUGGCUACCAGGCCAGCUUUGCCCAAAAGUCUCGCAACUCGCGUCUCAAGGACUUGGAGGACAGGUCUUCCACCAACAUCUACUGCACCAAUAUCCCAAUCGACUGGACUGAAGCAGACCUGCGCCGCCAUUUCGAGCCGUAUCGUGUGGUGUCCGAGAAGAUCAGCCGUGACGAAAAAACGGGAGUGAGCAAGGAAGUGGGAUUUGCACGCUUUGAAACCCGCGACAUCGCCGAGACGGUCUUGGGCGAGUUCCAUAAUAUCACGAAGGAGGAUGGCGUGAAGUUGCUCUUGCGGUUUGCAGAUACCAAGGCCCAGAAGAUGCUAAAGCAACAGAGCAACGAGCGCCGUGCCUAUCGCGCUGGAGAAUACAACUACUCCGUGGAAGUUGUGCAGGGAUCGACUCCGUCGCCGUCUCUGCAACGCUUCCCACAAAACAACUCUCAAAUCACACCCAACUCUCAGGUUAGCUACACAUCCCCAGUUGGAGCGGGCUCCAACUGGACUCCGGCCACUUCGAUUUCUCCCACUUACCCUCUCGCGAAGAAGGCAACAAGCAGUGCGCGACAAAGCUCCCUGUCUUCUCGCAGUCUCAAUGCUCUCGAGCACACUCCUGUCUACCGUGCCCGACCCUUCUCCAUGAAUCGUCGCUCUAUGACCGAUAUCUCUGGUGCAUCGUCUAAGACGGCGAUGCCGGAAUCUCCCACCCUCGAGCCUCGCUCCUACAUGUCAAGUCCACGAAAGGAGAACCACAAGGCAGGAUCCGUGUCCCCUGUGUCCUCUCGCAUGGAGAUUAUCAUUUCCACGCCCCGUUCGUGCACUUGA
Molecule: messenger RNA, 1854 nt
Organism: Penicillium alfredii
Lineage: Eukaryota; Fungi; Ascomycota; Eurotiomycetes; Eurotiales; Aspergillaceae
Exons: 5
Coding region: 1-1854 (617 amino acids)
Cellular component (GO): cytosol; ribonucleoprotein complex; nucleus
Molecular function (GO): mRNA 3'-UTR binding; poly(A) binding; poly(U) RNA binding
Source: RefSeq, a predicted model, not a curated record